Molecule: messenger RNA, 3345 nt
Organism: Knipowitschia caucasica
Lineage: Eukaryota; Metazoa; Chordata; Actinopteri; Gobiiformes; Gobiidae
Source: the annotation of a GenBank genome assembly
AUGCCGUCAUCUGCCUGUGAUGCUCAACACUUUCCUGGUCUUCUCCAUCACUGGAGAAGUGAGCUACUUGGUCUUGAUGGAAGCUCCGUUGGAGACAAGCUUGAAAAAAACUGUGUGACCAGCCCCAGUAUAAAAGGAGUUUUUUUGGGAGAAGGCAUGGCGCAGGGUUGGAGAUAUUGUUAUACAUGUGAGGCCCACACACCUCCACGCUGUUCCCAUUGUUAUGACUGCAAGGUGUGUGUUCUUCGACGUGACCACCACUGCGUCUUCUUCGGCCAAUGUGUGGGCUUCCGAAACUACCGCUACUUCCUGAGCUGCCUGCUUUUUAUGUGGUUAGGCCUGCUGUACGCCACCCUGAUGAACGCAGAAGUCUUCAUUGUCAUACUGAAGGAAGGAGUGACAUUGCACAGUGUCCUGCUGCUCUUAAUACCCUGGAUAAUGCUGGUAUCUGGACAAGUCUCUGCAAGAGCGUUUGCUUUUGCCUUUAUUGCUGAUACAUGUGUGGUGGGCUUCUUGCUGAACAUGGAUAUAGAAGAAGAAAGCAUGAGCGUGCAGGAAAUGAUGGAGAGAAUAGCGCAGCUUGACCACAGUAAGAGUUUACUGAAGGAGCAGAACACGGAGAUGAGGAGCUGGCUGGAUGCGGCGGAUGAAGACAUGGCCACUCUUCGAACUGAAAACAAUUCCCUCAGGAAACAAGUAAAAGACCUUGAGAAAAUGGUCAGUGAUGCCCUGCGUGCUAAAUCAGAACCCAUUCAAGCUCAACCUGAUCAUCUUCAUUUGAAAAUUAGAAAUGAAAUGCAAAUUCAGAAAUUGGAGAAGGAAUCUGCCUUCCAUGCAGAGGAAAAUAAAACGCUUGCAGCUGAGGUACGGAGCUUACAGCAGCUACAAGAACAGGACAAUGAGAACUUAAGCAUGUUAAAAGGUUCACUUCAAAACCUUGAGUUUGAACUUCAGGAUGCUCAGUUAGAGCUACAGGAAAGAGAUGAAGCCAUUCAACAGAAAGAUCAGGCGUUAAAGCAUGCAGAGGAAAUGGUGGCAGAGUGUUCAUCCAUUAUAAAGGAUCUCCGUCUAAAAAACCAGCAGUUAAAAGAGGAACUUGAAGUCGAGAAAGAUGAACUUUCAUAUGCUAUUGCCUUUGACCUUCUGGAAGCAAAGGAGAAGAAUAGCAUUCCUGCCCUGUCCUUUGCUGAGGAGCUGAGGCUUCUGGAUCCCUCCAUUCAUGCCAACAGUGGUUCAUACGGCACACAGACAGAUGAUGAGGUAAUGUCUGAGAAAGUCCAACAGACAAGUUGUUUAGUGAAAUGCACUGAGAGUGUGAAAGAUAAGGAUCCCAGUGAGUUAUUUACAUCCAUGCCAUGUACGGAGGAAGUGAAGCUCCAGGCUGUUCCUAUUGUAGAGUCAUCAAAGUGUGUGGGGGGCCUGAUGGCUGUGUCUCAGAAAGUACUGCAUUUACUGUGGACCCUUUUCCUCUUCUUUGCAUUGGUCUUCAUAAUGACACGUGAGAAGGGACAUGUUAUGAAUCGAAGAGCCGCUUUGGUUGGGGCAAUGGGGGCGCCGACAAGACCGAAGCGAACAGGUCUAUUUAUCCGUUUUUGCGUCUGCGGACUCGUUCUCCUCACAGCCGCCGUAACCCUGGAUCUUACAGGGGAGGCUGUGCGUAAUGAUAACGAAGAUGUCAUCUGGACCAAAAGAGAGCUUCACCAAGAGAAAGAUGCCAGUAACAAAACUCCAAUGGGGACAUCUAAAUCUCCUCUUACAGAGUUUCCAGAUGACGUUUUUACUCUGGAGCAGCGCAGACAUGGAGCUGUAAUUCUUCACGUUCUGUGUGCUAUCUACAUGUUUCAUGCUCUGGCCAUAGUGUGUGACAUUUACUUUGUGCCAUCUUUGGAAAAAAUAUCAGUGAAUCUAAAUCUUAGUGAAGAUGUUGCGGGGGCGACCUUCAUGGCGGCAGGGAGCUCCGCCCCCGAGCUUUUUACCUCAUUGAUUGGAGUCUUUAUCACAAAAGGAGAUGUUGGUGUUGGGACAAUUGUUGGCUCUGCAGUUUUUAAUGUCCUGGUGAUCAUCGGCCUCUGUGGCAUCUUUGCUGGACAGCCAAUUCCUCUAAGUUGGUGGCCUUUAUUUCGAGAUUCUUCCUUCUACAUUUUGUCCAUAAUCAUGCUCAUCUUGGUGAUCUAUGAUGAAAAGGUUCUGUGGUGGGAAACAAUUAUUCUGAUUUCUAUGUAUGGAAUUUACAUAAUAAUCAUGAAGUUCAACAGGUCGCUGUGUAAUUUGGUGGAGAAUCACUGCAGUUUGGGCCAACCUUGUCUCAGCAGCCUGAGACGAACCACUGCAGUUGGAAAUAUCGGAGAUUGUGACAAUGAUAUGGUGCCACUAAAGCAAGACUCAGGUGCUGUGGCCAGCCAGGACACAGGGGUGGUCAUGGUGGAUGAGCUUUUGAACCUGCACCCUCACCAGCUCUCUUUUUCAGAGGCAAGCCUUCGUCUUCUCAUCACCCCGCAUUUUCCCCCCUUCACCCGCCUGCGUAUGGCAGGACGCAUGAUCAUCAGCGAGCGACAGAGGUUGAUUCAGGCUCGAGGUGAAGAAGGAGCAGCAGGUAAAGAGACAGAAAGAGAGAAUGGGACGGUGACUGACCGGGAACGUCAAACUCUUGAGAGUGAAAGCGUCAAAGAAGAAAGUGCAGCUGUACAAGGAGCCGCUGAAAUAAAAGAGGAAGAUGAAGACGAGCAGGAGGGAGAGGAUGAAGAUUCUUCUCUUAAUCCAUUCUGUUUACCUAAAGGCUGGUGUGAGCGGGUGAGGUGGCUGGUGUCCUGGCCAGUGAGUUUAUUGCUGUACUUCACUGUUCCAAACUGCAACAAGUCACGCUGGGAGCGCUGGUACCUGCUUACCUUUUUGUCCUCUACUCUGUGGAUAGCCAUAUUUUCCUACCUCAUGGUCUGGAUGGUGACCAUCAUCAGUUACACAUUAGGCAUUCCUGAAGUCCUCAUGGGCAUCACCUUUUUGGCAGCUGGUACCAGCGUGCCUGACUGCAUGGCGAGCUUAAUUGUUGCAAAACAAGGUAUGGGGGACAUGGCUGUCUCAAACUCCAUAGGCAGUAACAUCUUUGAUGUGCUGCUUGGACUGGGUUUCCCCUGGGCACUGAUAACUCUCAUUGUCAGCUACGGAUCUGUGGUGAAAAUUAACAGCAAAGGGCUGGUUUACUCUGUGAUACUGCUGCUGGCCUCUGUCACACUCACCGUCCUGUGUGUUCAUUUAAACCACUGGAAACUGGACCGAAGACUUGGACUCUGUCUGAUGUUGCUCUAUGCCAUCUUCCUUCUUUGCUCGAUUGCCUUUGAAAGGAUGUAA